AUGACUGAAUUAAAAGAGGCAGAAAGUUUUGUAAGUGUUGAAAACCCGCUUGAAGAUGCUUCUUUCAGUGUUGAGGGUCUUGGUAAUAAUAGCGUUAUUGUGUGCGAAGUUUUCACUAUUGAUAACAAUGAAAGAUUAUUAAUAGAAACUGAAAAAUUAUCUGUUGGUCCAGAUAAUAAGCGUAGCAAAGCCCUAGAAAAUUGUUCAUUAUUAAAAAACCCAAGUUAUUUCCAUCGUUCAAAACGCGGCCUAUAUAGGACAAAGGUCAAAGGCCACGGGGGUCCAUCACCUAAACUACAUACGCAGCAGAGUAAUUUGGUACAGGGUAGAAUAGCUAACAACAAACCCAUUCCAACUCGAAUCACUAGAAGAGAGGAACCGACGAAAGAUCGACGAAAAACUAGUCUGAGGCGGAAAAAAGUAAAAUCUUCAUGUGAGCAAGUUUUUCGUUCAGAAAUCAAAUGGAAAGACAAAACGAAAUGGUUCAGGUUUUAUUACUAG
Paramuricea clavata is the source of this 501-nucleotide messenger RNA. The record is from the annotation of a GenBank genome assembly. NCBI's taxonomy places the organism in Eukaryota, Metazoa, Cnidaria, Anthozoa, Malacalcyonacea, Plexauridae.